CCGUUAAGCUCGCCUUUCAGUUUCUGUCUUUUUCUUGCUAUUACGGGUAGUGUCUGGGUGGUGGGCUCUGCUCCAGCUCUUGCGUUGAUUGAACGAACCUUUCCCCUUUCCGUCGGCAACGGUGUUCCAGCCGGCCGACGGGGAUGUCUUUCUUCUCCCGGCAAGGAAUUAACUACGGGUUCCAUUUCUAGCUAGCUACAUUGAUGCUCGAAUCUUGAUAGCCUGCCUCCUCGCCGGUCUAAUUAAACUUGCACGGCAUACGGGGGUCGCCUUUCUGCUUCCGGUGAAGUGAACUGGAGCAGAUUUUUACCGCUUGGGGGAGGCUAGUUUUUAUCGGUGCUCAAGCAGAAACGGAUAACAUAUCUGUCACUCACUCACUCGGUCAUCCGUUCACUGAAUUGAGAGUCCCUUUAUGCGUACGUAAGCAUUACGGCACCUUUCCGCCCGUAUCGCGCAAGCUGUACGCGGUAGCGACACACCCAAGCAAGCAAGCAAACAAAACUGAAAAAAAGUAAAGCUAGAGCAGUACAAAGGGGAGCAAAGCGAAUCUUGGCAUAUUUUCCGUGCGCGGUGCGGCCAAUGCUUCGCCGCUCACAUGCGCGCCGAGCCGAGCGAGCACUCGCACACCCAGCUGAUGGAUGGCUGCUCUGCCGCGCCGGUACGGGGUGUGACGCGUCGAUCCUGCUGGACACGGCGGGGAGCGAGAAGACGGCGGGGCCGAACCUCUCCGUGGGCGGCUACGAGGUGAUCGACGCCGUGAAGGCGCAGCUCGAGCAAGCCUGCCCGGGCGUCGUCUCCUGCGCCGACGUGGUCGCGCUCGCGGCCCGCGACGCCGUCUCGUACCAGUUCAAGGCGUCUCUCUGGCAGGUGGAAACCGGCCGGAGAGACGGGCCCGUCUCUUCCGCGGGCAACACGGGCUCCCUCCCUUCCCCGUCCGCGGGCUUCGGGGGCCUCGUGCAGAGCUUCGCCGCCAAGGGGCUCGACGUGGGCGACCUCGUGGCGCUCUCGGGCGCGCACACCAUCGGCAAGGCCAGCUGCUCCAGCGUCACGCCCCGGCUGUACAACGGCAACGCCACCACCGUCGACCCGCUGCUGGAUUCCGCCUACGCCAAGAGGCUCAUCACCUCGUGCCCGAACCCGAACCUGACGCCGGCCUCGCCGCCGCCGGCGUCCACGGUGGAUUUGGACGCCGCCACGCCGUUCAAGUUCGACGGCACGUACUACAGCAACCUGCUGAACAAGCAGGGGGUGCUCGCCUCUGACGCCGCGCUCACGCAGAACGCCGCCGCGGCCGCCAUGGUCGCCAACCUCACCAACUCCAUCAAUUUCUACGCCGCCUUCGCCAUGUCCAUGAAGAAGAUGGGCCGCGUCGACGUGCUCACCCUCAAGAACGGACAGGGGAAGAUCAGGACGCAGUGCCGUGUGCCGUGAUAGUCACAGAUUCUUUUUUUUUCUUGGCGCUCGUUUUUUUUUCCUUCUCUCUCUUCUUGUUCCGGGCGCGGAUCAAAUAUAUUGUGCGCCGUGAUUAAGUUCCCAAUAUAUCUUAUAUUGGUUUUGUUGAGUCCGAGCUGUAAUACUGUCCACCGAUGGCUUCCGUUGCAUACCUCUUGCAGAUAUCCUUCUUUUGUUUU
This is a messenger RNA of Brachypodium distachyon (stiff brome), 1631 nucleotides long. Its product is annotated as peroxidase 24. Gene Ontology annotation, cellular component: plasmodesma; plant-type cell wall. Gene Ontology annotation, biological process: response to oxidative stress; hydrogen peroxide catabolic process. Gene Ontology annotation, molecular function: peroxidase activity; heme binding. The record is from RefSeq and is a predicted model, not a curated record. Lineage: Eukaryota; Viridiplantae; Streptophyta; Magnoliopsida; Poales; Poaceae. The transcript is spliced from 2 exons. The coding region runs from base 580 to 1431 and encodes 283 amino acids.